GGACUGGUUUCCCGAGCGACCGCAUGGUGUCAGACACGCCAUGGAACAGUGUGGAGCACAUCAGGGUGAUUUCUGAGCCGGUAUCCAGCAGAGCAUCAACCUGUAUUCAUCCACCUACAUUUGUGCUACAGUACAAACGGCGAGCAUGAUCAUGGUUUUUAAGUCACCAAGGAACAUCAGAAAUUUAGUAUCAGGUUUCUCUGGGGGGUAGAUUUCAGGAGACUCCUGUGAUCCAGCAGUAGUGUUCCCCCAGCUGAUCAGGUAGGUCCUGGUCACUCAGGGGGGUUGAGCCACGCCUAGUAAUGCGGACGGUGGCCCUGGGUCUGGCUUCUUAGAAGAAGACUUUGGUGUUGAGGUCUCAUCUGCAGAUCUCAGCUGUUCCUUCUGUUUAGCUAGGAACUGCUGAAACAUUUCCUGGAGGUCGGCUUUGGUCAGGGACUCACUCGCGGACUCGCGUUCGGGACUUACCUGUGGGCGGCGCUCCUUAAACGUUCCUUUGGUCCGACCUGCAGAUCGUUGGUUUUGGUUGGGCCACUUCCUGUCUGAUUGUCCAGACCUAGGUGGCUGCCAAUUAGCACCCUCCUUCCCCUUCAGAUGUACUGGAGCUGGUUGAAACAGCUGUCACAGCACACAACGCCCGUCUGAAGGGUCGACUCAGGUAGCAUCGGCAGGCGUCAGCAAGUUCACUCUUAUUUUGAAGGAACGUCGUCUUGUUGGUUCAAACGACGGAAAUCUCCAGCUUGACAUUUCUCAGCUUAAAAUAGAAAGUACAGCUGGCCAGCCUGUACUUCUCUUUUGGCGGUGAUGGAUCGAGAGCUGGUUGAAAACAAUGUUGAGAGUAUGAUGUAACUCCUUGGAGCUCGGAUCGAACAGAGCUGAGGUUGAAAUGGAACUGCCCAUAAAAUGGCGUUGCCUUAUUUUAUAUCCCUUAAUUGUUUACAAAUCUUAGCAAACCGGAUUGGACGACUUUCAUUAAACAACCCAGAUUCUGCCCUACGACAGACGAAAGUUCUGAUUGGUUGAAAACAAUGUGUCAUGCUUUUCCAUGGUAAUGGAGAUCAGUCUGUCUGGUGCAGCCCUGUUUAUUCAUUAAACACAUAACUCAUGACAUCUUUAUUUCACAGAUCAUUCACCUGAUUAUUAAUGAUCAACAUAUGCUUUGAUUAGCUUUAUCACGAAUAAAGUACUUUAAUUAAAGGAAAGCGUUCUUCUUCUCUUCUUCUGUCUCUUCUCCUGGAAUGUAAACAUACUGAACCAAGCGCCCGACCUUGGUGAUGUUACUGUGUGAAGGGGCAGCUGUUAAGGGCAGACCAUUAUAAGAUUCAUAACGCUACACUGGUGAGAGUUCGAUGCAGCUUUCUGCUCAGCAAAAUCAGCACCACUCUGUUGCUGGUUCAAGGAUGAACAACUUAUUAUUUUAAUCCAAGCUAAAGAUUUAUUUGUUUGUUUGUGUCGGAUAAAAAUCUCUGUGUAACCUAGCCUCACACGGGCUGCACCAAUUAAUGUUGGGGUUAUUAGGUAGCGAAUAAUUAGUAAGCUUUUACUUACGUUUUGGAUUCUUCAAUAAAUUCUGUAAAUAUGGGAAUAUUUACUGAUUUAUUAAUUAAUUAAGAUAUUCUUAGAUAUCCCGGGGCACCAUUCCCCUUUUAACCGGGGAAAUGAAUCCAAAAGUCUUAUCAGUCUAUCUUAAAGGCCCAAUGUGUGAUAUUUCAUCUUAUAAGUUAUCAAAUUUCUUGUAUCACAUUCUCAAAUUUGUUUUUUUUUUAAUGAUAAUUCAAACAAGCAUUUAUUCUAAGCAUUAUUAUUAGCUUUAUAUUUUAAUAUUUUAGACAAAAGAAGCAGACCGGUGCUCCAUAUGGCAUGCGCCAUCUUAAAAUACAGUGACCUUUUAGGGACAUACAACAUAUUAAGCUUCGCAUUUGAUGUUUGCGUUUUUAAUGAUGUAACCUCAAAGAAACAGCAGGGGGCAGAAGUGCGCCUUGUAAGCAUGCAGUCUGACAAAGUAACUAAGAAGAAGAAGAAACUAGCCACACCGUACUUCUAGCGAUGGAGGAUCACACAUAUUCUACAAGAAACGGGAUAGUUUGUCUCAUCCAAGUAAAAGAAAAAGGAUUUUGAAAAGUGAACAAGACCGGCGUCAUGAGAACGCCGAUCUUCUAGACUUUAUUGCAGCUCUGCCUCUUCCUCUUGUGCGUGGGACGUUGCGGCUGGUUUGAGCAAAUUCGGCUCCUUCAUCUUGGGAUGCUUGCCCUGCUUCUGUCGCAUGUCUAACACCUCUGCCUCUCUGUGCGCUGGCACACGUCUGUCCUCUUCCUCGCCCUCUUCCUCUCCCUCGUCCUCUGUCUGUCUCCACUGAUGAACCAUCGGAUGAUAUCUGACUCUGUUUACGGAGAGAAAACAAUUACAGACUACACUACCUUGUAUAUUUCCAAAAUGGCAAAUAGAAAUAUAACAUUUCUCAAAUAAAAUGAACAAAAUAUUGUCAUUUUUUGUAGUCAGAAGUCAUCACCAACUAGCUGCCGUUUGCUAUUAGCAAACAUAACUGACAUAAAAAAGUUUUUCUUAUUCAAAACCUAUUUAGAUUAAAUUAAUAAAAUAAGUUAGAUGAAAACAACUAACCUGUUCGCUGACUUGAAAGCUGGAAUUAGAUGAUGACAUGCUGCCGUUUACAGCAACACGAUUUUGUAUUGUAUUUGUUAUAUUUGUUAAUAAAGUUUUAAAUAAUGAUAAAAAAAAACCUUUUUGAUCCUCGGGGGCUCCAAUAGCUGCAAUACCGACUCUAAACUGCGUGGUGCUAAAGAGUCGGAUCUUUUUACUAUGAUUUCUGUGAAUUUCACACACGGGGCCUUUAAAGGGUGGAAUCUAGGAGCAAAGAUUUUACAUCAACACAAAGAAGUUUACUGGAGACAAAUCUGAAUUUUAUAACAUUUAAUUAAACAAUUUGUCAAAUGAAUAAACAAUGAAAUAAAUGAAUAAUAACCAUGUGAUAUAAUUGAAGAUGAAUAUUCAAAAUGGUGUUCAAGGUGUUUUGUGUGUGUAAUGGAGGAUGUCCCAACAAACACUAAAACACGUAUGAGUGUGUGAGUGUGAGUGUGUGUGUGUGUGUGUGUGGAAGAGAGGGGGAUGUAUGAAUGGAGUCCUUUGUUCUCACAGCAAAGUGACUUUUCUCUCUCAGAUGCAGAGUUCAAGGGAUUACCUGACAUUUAGUGGCUUAAAAUCACAGUAAAAUUAAACUUAAACACUUCAAAAGUUAACAAAACAACAAAAGGUCACUCCUAGGCAAUAUCUAAUGAUCUGUUGAAAGCUGUGGCCACAGCUUUCACACAUAGACAUUAAUAAAGGAAACGACCUUACUUCACGAGUGUCCGGGUGGCGUUUGGUCCGGAGAUAGAGAAAAACACGAAGCUACUUUUAAACGAUCCGCGGCGAUCGCUUAUUUUGGUCUAGAAGAACGGGAAAGAUAAAAGUUUAAAUGAAAUAAAACUUGCAGGAGCAAAGCCUCUGAGCGGGGCAGACGUCCCUCGUCGUUCAAACGGGUUAUAUGUGAUUUACUCCAUUGUUCCUCCCCACGAGUGUCUCUCCACGGGAUCAGCUGGACAGAGAGCAAAGUUUCUUUUGUGCUGAGUUUGAUAACUUACAGCGAGCUUGAUGGAGCUGGAGUUGCUUUUUGGGUUUCCAAGUCCUGCUUUCAGCGGUUCUGUGUACGAUCUGCUCCAGCAGCCAGCCUCCCGCUGCUCAUGUUGAUCAGAGCAGUAGCAACGAGCAUCCUUUACAGCCAGUGAACUGGGCAUAAGAACAACAAGGACGUUGUUCUGUUGUGAUUUAUAACCUUCGAAGCUGGCGGGAAGGCUCCAUGAGCUCCUGCACAUGCGCAGAACGUGUUUCUGGUAUUAGGCGGUGACGUCUUCACAUUGCUUCCGGGUGCAAAGCAUCAUGGGAAAUGAAGUUUCUGCUGGCGCUGAUGUUUAAUAUCUGCUUUUCAAAGCAAUUUAGCAGUCUUUGGAGAAAAUUACUGCAGCAAUUUCUCACGAGGGCAUACCCUCAACACCGCUGAGAUGUUUUCCGCCCAGGAGAUGUCAGCAGAGAUGAGGACGCCAGGGAACCGGAAGGUGUGGACCCUCUCCACACACUCCCCGUUGAUGUAGAGGGGGGCCAAGUUGGUGCUGUGUCUCCUGAAGUCGACAAUAAGCUCUUUUGUUUUCUUGGUGUUCUGGGACAGGUUGUUUUCUCAACACCAUGCUGCCAACUUCAGGACUUCCUCUCUGUACUCUGCCUCGUCUCCCUUCGAAAUGAGUCCGACUACUGUGGUGUCAUCAGCAAACUUGAUGAUGAGAGUGUUAUUGUGGGUCGGACUGCAGUCGUGGGUGUACAGAGAAUACAGGAGGGGACUCAGCACACAGCCCUGUGGGGAGCCGGUGCUCAGUGUGCGAGUGGAGGAGAGAUGAGGGCCGAGUCUCAGUCGGCGGCCGGUUUGUGAGGAAAUCCUUUAUCCGGGCACAUGUGUGAGGAGGGAGGCCAAGAGUGACCAGUUUGUUGAUGAGGAUGUCCAGGAUGAUUGUAUUAAAGGCUGAGAUGUAGUCCACAAAGAGCAUUCGGACGUAGCUCUGCCGCUGCUCUAGGUGACUCAGCACAGCAUGGAGGGCUGUGGCAAUGGUGUCUUCUGUUGAUCUGUUUGCAUGGUAUGAAAACUGGUGGGGGUCGAAUUCUGAAGGGAGGUGAUCCUUUAUGUGCUGAAGGAGUACUCUCUCAAAGCAUUUCAUGAUUAUAAUCAUUUACGUUGGAGAUGGGAGACUUCUUCGGUACUGGGAUGAUUGUGGCUGAUUUUAGACAGGACGGGAUGGUUGCCUGAUCCAGUGAGAGGUUGAAGAGUCUGGUGAAGAUGAGGCUGAGCUGGUGUGCACAUGCUCUUAGUACUUUGCCAGGUACUCCGUCUGGACCGGCCACCUUCCUGGGGUUCACUGCUAGGAGCACACGUCUGACAUUGUGCUCCGUUACAGUGAGUGGAGCGGUGUAAGAACCAGGUGAGGAUGAGGAUGGUAGCAGGGCUGAAGCAGAUGAGUGUUGCCGCUGUGGUGUUUCAAAGCAGGCAAAGAAGCUGUUUAUUUCCUCUGCCAGCUGCAUACUCAGGUUUUCAGUUUUUGCAGUGCUGCUUCUGUGGUUGGUGAUGUCUCACAUUCCCUGCCAUACCUCUCGUGUGUUGUUGCUGGACAGGUGGGACUCGAUAUUCCUUUUGUGGUCUGACUUGGCUUUUUUAAUCCCCCUUUUCAGGUUAGCUCGAGCAGCCCUGUACAGAGCUCUGUCACCUGACCUGAAGGUGGCAUCACGGGCUUUGAGGAGUGAGCGGACCUCGCUGGUCAUCCAGGGUUUUUGAUUUGGAAAAACCCAAAUGCUUUUGUCCACUGUCACAUUUGCAGUACAGAACUUGAUGUAUUCCAGUACUGAUCCUGUGAAAGUUUCUAGGUCCUGGUGUUCAAAUAUGUCCCAGUCUGUCUCUGUGAAUCAGUCUGGUAAUUUGUUGAGAGCAUUUUCUGGCCAGGUUGUAACAGUCCUUUUGGUGGGCCUGGCACUGCGCCUGAUGGGGGCGUAGGCUGGGGAGAGCACAAGAGAGAAAUGGUCGGACUGACCGAGGUGGGGGAGGGGUAUGGCUCUGCUUGAUGUUGGAGUAACCAUGAUCUAGAGUGUUUUCUCCUCUGGUGGGACAUUUGACAUGCUGAUAGAACUUUGGGAGUACAGUCUUUAUGUUGGCCUUGUUAAAAUCACCUGCAAUAAUGUGAACCCCAUUUGGGUGGGCCCGCUGCUGGUUAAUGGUGUCCAGCAGGAUAGAGAGCGUCGUGUUUACGUUGGCAUCGGGUGGGAUGUACACAGCCAUGAUGAUCACUACUGUUAGCUCUCUCGGUAGAAAAAAAGGCAGGCAUCUUACCGACAUGUACUCGAGGUUCGGGGAGCAGUGACUGUUUAUAAUUGUCCCAUUGUUACUCCAGCUUUCAUGCACGUAAAUACAGAGCCCUCCCCCUCUGCUCUUACCGGAGUCCUUUUUCCUGUCCCAGCGAAGCAGAGUGCGGUCUGCUAGCUGAACGCUAGCAUCGGGUAUUCCCAAGUGAAGCCAGGUUUCCGUAAUAAUCAAGGCACAGCAGUCACGAACAUGGCGAUUUCCCACUAGUUGUAAUUCCAGGUCGUCUGGUUUUUGCACGAGGGAUCUAGCGUUGGAGAGACAGAGGCUCGGCAGAGGUGGCUUGUGUGGUUUGCUUUUUAGCCUCAGCAUGAUGCCGGACCUGCAGCCCCACUUUUGCUUCCUUUGCCUCCGUCUGCGCCUCCGUUUAGUCCUGAUAACAAUCCACGGGGAGCCCGGUGGUCUCGCCACAUGAUCUGGGAUGUUGUGCGUGCCGCCACGGCUGAAAUCCCACAGCCACGCCUACAAGAUCCCAAGUUUAGUUUUUUUUUUUUGCGCUGUUUCCCGAAGAAGCAGCGGGAAUUACUAUGUUGUCGCUUGUGCUCACAGCCGGCGACAGCAAGGAGGAGCAGGCAGGGCAAGGUGAAGUUAAGCAUAAGUUACGGAGUUUAUAAUUAGAAAGGUAGCAGUGGAUAUAAUGCUUUCAAUAGCAUUAAGAUAAACGAGUGUUGACGAUCUUGACAGGGUUUCCUCCAGUGCUUAUUAGGCCAGGUUUUCCUCCCCCCACCAGGCUAACCAUCACUUAUUCAUGUAAAAUUCAUUUUUUCAUGUCUGACUUUAACCACAUCUAAUACUGUAUUACAGCGUGAGCGCAACAGCCACAACUUAAGAUCGAUGUGUGAGCAGCGUGAGAGGUCGGGUGUUUUCAUCUGAACCCUUAAAACCUCCAGCAGUCUACGCUGCACUAUUGACGUGUUAGCGCGCGGCGCUAACAACUUAGCGACAUGACAUGCCUCGGAGAAAGCGUAAAAACACUUUGGACGCUUCUUCUGAAGCGGCAACAUAACACUUCUUAUGCAGAGGACGAUGUCGCCUCGACUCGUUCACCGCCGAGCCGGUCUGAGCUCGAUAACAUUGACCCAGCACAGCCACUGGGUCAUUGGAGCUGCCCCGUGACUGCCUGAUGGAAAACCAGCGGGUUUAAUCAGACUCGUAAAGUUUCUUGUUUUUGCUGGGGACCCCCUGCAUUUUACCGCUCCCUCCUGCAGUCUUCCCCUAUUAAAAUUUAAAAUGAUUCUGUGUAUCAAUAGAAAAAAUCUCUCCCUCUGCCAGUUGCAGUAAAUGUUGUCUCCAAAUAAUAAGUAAGAGGUGCAUUCAUCUGUGUAUCUCCUUUGAUCCGCAUGAGUGAUGUUCUCAGCACCAGAGCAGUGAAGCAAAGAAACUGAUUCCUGAGUUUGUUAGUAAUUUUAUUCAUUAGGUGCAUCUGACCUGUUCUAUUUUUCUCUGAAAUGAGAUAAAUCAGUGCUUCUAUGGGUUGGCUCCUCUCUGCACUAGAAAAUUUUACUUUAUUUAAAGACGUGUCAUAACCGGGGGUCACAACCAGCAGCCGACAGAGUCGCAGGAGAUAACAACGGCAAGCCCCCAGGCCCGCCCAGAGCCCCCCACCUCUUAAGUCGACUGAGCCUGGGACCCAGCGCCCCGGGACCUAGGGGCGACCAACCCCGCCGGUGACCCAUCUGAGCCCAGGCAGCCACCGGGAGCAAUGACAGAUGCCAAAAAUCUUAAGGCCCCCGACACUGGGAGCUGCGAACACGCAGGCAGACCGAGGCUCCACACUCGGCAGCAAAUGUGGCAGGGGGAGGGCAGGCGAAGAUGUGUAGCAGCACAAGAAUACCCAAGAGAAGGGAGGAGUCCAAAACCCCACCUUACAUACAUAGUCAUUGUUUAGGUAAAUUUUCUUACUAACAUCGACCAAAGAACUCAGACUGGAAAUUCGGUUGAGUAUUUCAGAUUACACUUUCUGCAGAAAGAGGAGCCAGACCGAACACGCAUUUGCAUGUGUGAGUUUCCAAGCUGACUCCAAAUCUUUCAGCUUCAGAGCAUAUUUUUAUUCACACAUAGGCAUAGUUACAAAGUUGCACAAACAUUUGUCUCACCCCCGACUCAUGGCCCGAGCGAGCACCUUAAGAGUUGAGAAUUUUUGGAGCAUCCUUUUCUGAGAUACCAAAUUCUGAGAUAACAAAGAAGCGUUUAGAGUGCUGUUUACAGAAAUAAGAAAAACAUACCAUCUACUCACCCAUGGCAACCAGACAACUUAACCUCUCUUUUUCUCUAACAGUCAUACACAAACACAGUCACACACUCCGUCCCUCAUGCUCACACAUACACAUACAACCGGAGACUUACAAAAAUGAAUGCUAGACACCCAUUCACGCUCCCUAUGCACACCCUAUUCACUCUGGUCCUGGAACUGCUGCACAGAUGGUACAACCAUCCCAUGGCCAGAAUUAGCCCCGUUCUGCUGAGGUGAUGAUGAGCAGGCACCCCACCCAACUCUGAGCAAAGCAACUCAUCGCCCCAGACCCCAGACGGCCAGCUCCCACUCCGCUCAUUGUAAACUUCAGUAAAGAACUAAAACGAUUAUUAAGCUGCUGUUUGUUUUUCCUUUGAAGCGAGGUUGUCUGUCACCACAAACAAAUGUUUUGAGUGUUUAGUUUUUACUUGCACAAAAUGAAAAUUAAUCUGAGAGCUCGUUAAUUUCCCCAAAAAUAUUUAGAUGCAUUAGAUGAUUUAAAAAAAAGUUUUUUUAAUUGUCAAAUUAAUCAACAUUUUCUUUUUUCUCUUAUCCUGUCUAGAUCUUCCACAGCAUCAUGUCUGGGAAAAGGAGAAGGAUUCGACUGCCCAGCAGCUCUUUAACCAGGAGUCGAUGUCCUGUUCAGACCAGGAAAAACCAGAACAGCUAAAACUUUGCCAACAUGAAGGACAGCUCUUCCUGAACCAGGAAAAUCUUACCUUCACGGAUACUCCUCUGUCUGAAGAAACAGACUGUCAUGAACCAGAACCAAACAGGAACCAGCCAUUGUGUCAGAGUUCUACAGAUCCUGCGAACCAAGAUCAGGGUGGAUGCAGGAAUGAAAACUCAGAAUCAAAUGGCAAUGAAGAACUGAAACUGAAUAAAAGGCAUCAGCGAAGCAAAGAUCACAGAGACAGUGUAGGUGGUGAAAGACAAAAAAAGCACAAAGGGGCUCACAGUGGCAAGAGACCAUUUUAUUGUAAGCUAUGUGGAAAAUCUUUCAGUCACAAAUCUGAUUUAAAUAUUCACAUGAGAACUCACACAGGUGAGAAGCCAUAUUCAUGUAAAACUUGUGGUAAAUGUUUUAUAUACAGUGGUCACUUGACUACACACAUGAGAACUCACACAGGUGAGAAGCCAUAUCCAUGUAAAACUUGUGGUAAAUGUUUUAGAACCAGUGGUGAAUUAACUACACACAUGAGAACUCACACAGGUGAGAAGCCAUAUCCAUGUAAAACUUGUGGUAAAUGUUUUAGAACCAGUGGUGAAUUAACUACACACAUGAGAACUCACACAGGUGAGAAGCCAUAUCCAUGUAAAACUUGUGGUAAAUGUUUUAGAGUCAGUGAUCACUUGACUAAACACAUGAGAACUCACACAGGUGAGAAGCCGUAUCCAUGUAAAACUUGUGGUAAAUGUUUUAGAGUCAGUGAUCACUUGACUAAACACAUGAGAACUCACACAGGUGAGAAGCCGUAUUCAUGUAAAACUUGUGGUAAAUGUUUUAGAGACAGUGGUGAAUUAACUAGACACAUGAGAACUCACACAGGUGAGAAGCCAUAUCCAUGUAAAACUUGUGGUAAAUGUUUUAGAGACAGUGGUGAAUUAACUAGACACAUGAGAACUCACACAGGUGAGAAGCCAUAUCCAUGUAAAACUUGUGGUAAAUGUUUUACUGAAAGUGGUCCCUUGACUAGACACAUGAGAACUCACACAGGUGAGAAGCCAUAUCCAUGUAAAACUUGUGGUAAAUGUUUUAGAACCAGUGGUGAAUUAACUAAACACAUGAGAACUCACACAGGUGAGAAGCCAUAUUCAUGUAAAACUUGUGGUAAAUGUUUUAGAACCAGUGGUGAAUUAACUACACACAAGAGAACUCACACUGGUGAGAAGCCUUAUUCAUGUAAAACUUGUGGUAAAUGUUUUAUUGAAAGUGGUAACUUGACUAGACACAUGAGAAUUCACACAGGUGAGAAGUGAUUUAAUCUUCUAUGAGAUUCAUUAAGGUACUUUAUUUACCUUCUGAUUUGAAAAUUCACACUUGAGAUUAUAUUCAUUAAAAUAUGUUUGGCAACAUAUCAUAGAUGCCUUAAAGUGCUCAAGGCAUGGGUGGAGACUUAUUCCAUCCACACUUCCUGUUAGAAAAACGCUUCUGAAAAUUAAUUAGCUGACAACAUCACAUUUUGUAGCUUAGACAUUUGUAGCUUGCCUUAGGAAUGCGAAUGGGAUUGAGCUCAUGCGCACGUGAUUUAGGACACGGGUGGUCUGUGAUGUCACAAGCAUACAUGGGCGGGGCAAAAGCGCACAGAAGUCCGCAGUGUCCAUUAUUAAACAAAAGCAGCCUAAGUAGUCUUGCUUAUGGAGACUGACUUUCAUAUUGCAUCCUGCUUUGCUGGGUCUGGCAGAGUGUGUGUUUAUGUGUGUGUGUGUGAGGGACAAAAAAAACCCAGUUUUUGUGAGAGGCUUGUUAACUCCACAGCAUCAACGAUAAUGAAUUGCGCUUGCGGGAAGCCUCCCGCAGGCUGAUUCUUGCUGCCAAUCGGAGUUGGUAAUGGUAGGCAUGCUUUUGAGUUAGCCAGUCAGUCAGCAGUGGGCGUGUCGGCCCUGUUCGGCUCCAGGUGGACCUCCUUGGGAAGAGGGUUGAAAAGACAUCUGGAGUGAGAAAACUCCUAACCCAUGCCAUUAUUUUACUCAGAUCUUUAACUUGUGGUCACAUCUGCCUUAAAAAUGUUCUUGCUUUAUACCAGUGUCCCUCAAUAGGCGGUCCAGACCUGGCCUGAGAAUGUCCAAGUUUUCAAUUCUACUCUGCUUGGCCAGGGAGCACAUUGCUUGUGAUGUGGAUGAGGCACUGUGGCCAGAUAAAAACAGAAGAGCGGAUGCAGCACAGUUGUUUAUUUUUUUCUUUAUUCGUUUUAGCUUAACUAUUAAUUAUAGUCUGUUUGUAUAUGUAGACCACUGCAUAGGCAACUCUGUGUUGGUUUGGAUGAACACUGCUGUUUUUGUGUUAAAACACACAAAAGUAUAUUUUGUAACGUGUUUGUGAGUUUUGUACACAAACAUUCUGAAAUAUUUUAUCUACAAUGCACUGUCGUAGUACAGUAGGUGUAACACUGAACACUGUAAGUCAUUAUGAUGACUGGAGAAGUGGUCAUAAUGUUUUACACAUCAGAGUUAAUCUGGUUCUUAUAAAUGUUUACUCAUGUAAUGGUUUGCGUGUCAUUUGGAAACCAAAGACCAUUUUGAGAAGAAUGUGCGUGUUUUUGGAUUCGCGUGUAGAGUUCUAAAAAUAUGUUGCAUGCUUUCAAAAAACAUGAGUAAACAACUGUGAAUAACUAAUUUUAAUUAUGUGUUAAAAGUGUUUUCCAGUUUAACAAGUUGGUAUGAAAAGUAGGCCAGCUGACUACAGUUUUUAAUGACAGCGUGUUUGUUGUGAAUACAAGAGAUUUCCUUCAUGAUUUCCUUGACAAACGUGUGUUUUUAAACUGUAAUGUAAGUGUGAAGCAGAGAUUGUGCUGGUAGUUUAGCAGAACUGGUUAGGGGAGUUGGCACAUCAGUUACAUGUUGUAGUCACUGUGCCAGACGUAAAAAGAAUUGUGUGUAAACAACUGUAACAGCGUUAACAUUAAUGGAGGGAUCAUAUAUAGUUUGAUCUCAUUUUCAAAUAUAGAGAACAAUGGUUUUUGAUUAGUAUAUUGAUCUUUAUGAAUAUGCCAAUUGGCUAGGGUUGUCACGGUGUGAAAAUUUUACCUCACGGCUAUCGGUAUUAUCGCGGUAUUUUUUUUAAACGUGCUACAUUUUCACACAAUUAAAUAAACCCUGUAUGUCAGGAAAUAUUGUCCUCA
Nothobranchius furzeri (turquoise killifish) is the source of this 12025-nucleotide messenger RNA. NCBI's taxonomy places the organism in Eukaryota, Metazoa, Chordata, Actinopteri, Cyprinodontiformes, Nothobranchiidae. The record is from RefSeq and is a predicted model, not a curated record.